Messenger RNA from Ornithodoros turicata, 2021 nucleotides. It is a transcript of the gene eEFSec, whose product is annotated as selenocysteine-specific elongation factor-like. Gene Ontology annotation, biological process: selenocysteine incorporation. Bases 18 to 1664 code for a protein of 548 amino acids. The record is from RefSeq and is a predicted model, not a curated record. Lineage: Eukaryota; Metazoa; Arthropoda; Arachnida; Ixodida; Argasidae. Gene Ontology annotation, molecular function: GTPase activity; translation elongation factor activity; GTP binding. The transcript has 9 exons.
AACAGGCCCAAAUAAUUAUGGCGGCGUCCGUAGUGAACAUCAAUGUGGGCGUUUUGGGCCAUGUAGACAGCGGAAAAACGUCUUUAGCAAAAGCUUUAAGCACGACUGCAAGUACUGCCUCCUUCGAUAAGAACCCCCAGAGCCAAGAGAGAGGAAUCACUAUUGAUUUGGGCUUCUCAUCAUUCCAAGUUGCUGCGCCCAAACACCUAAGCGACAAGUUCGAAUUCUUGCAUUUCACUCUAGUUGACUGUCCAGGACAUGCAUCCCUCAUCCGCACCAUCAUUGGCGGUGCCCAGAUCAUUGACGUCAUGAUGCUUGUAGUCGAUGUUACUAAAGGUGUACAGACACAAACGGCCGAAUGUCUAGUCAUUGGGGAGAUUACUUGCGAUCUCAUGCUCGUAGUGCUCAACAAAAUCGAUCUGCUACCUCCUCAACAGAAAGAAAUUUCUAUCGAGAAAAUGAAGAAAAGGAUCCUUAAAACCCUGGAAAAAACGAGGUUUGCUGGUAGUCCCGUUGUGGCCGUCGCUGCAAAGCCUGGAGGAGCUGAAAAUGAUGGAGGCGAAGCCGACGGCGUAGACAGGCUUGUUGACCUGCUCUGCCAACUUGUGCGAGUGCCUGAACGUGCAAGUGUAGCCGACCCCUUGCUUCUCUCGGUGGACCAUUGCUUCUCUAUACGAGGUCAAGGGACAGUUCUCACUGGCACUGUUGUCCAGGGGUCGCUCUCUGUGGGAGAGGUUGUGGAAAUAGCAGCGUUGAAGAUUACUCGGAAGGUAAAAAGCAUCCAAAUGUUUAGGAAACCCAUCCAGAAGGCUAUACAGGGGGACCGGGUUGGAGUGUGCGUAACCCAACUUGAUCCCAAACAGCUGGAGCGUGGGAUUGUAAGCACACCCGGUCACGUGACAAGCACACUGCUAGCAGUUGCGCGCGUUCAGCGUAUUCCCUACUUCAAAGGGAAGUGCAUAUCUGGAGCAAAGUUUCACAUCACAGCCAUGCAUGAUACCUUGUUGGCUAGGGUCACAUUCUUCAGUAGGGAGCCUGGUUCCAACGAGGAAGCCAAGUCGACUGCUCUGCUGGACAUGGAUCGUGACUAUGCCUGGGAGCCAGAGUUGGAGCAGUCUGAUGCAAAAGUGUGGUUUGUCUUGCUGGAGAUGGAGCACCCACUUCUUCUCCACCCAGGAACACUCUUGAUAGGUUCCAAGUUAGACAUGGAUGUCCAGGGAACGGCAUGCCGCAUUGCUUUCCACGGCCAUGUCUGUCGUGCUUUUUCUGAAGCAGAUGACUGCAGGCAUUCGGGGGCAUUGCGAGUUUUCAAGUGCAAGUGCAAGGAGGGUGUUGUGGAACGAGUAGUGAACGAACAUGAGGUGAUAGUGCGCUCCCUGUUCAAGAAAGAGAGUAAUAUCAGCAACUUUUCUGGUCUAAAAGUACACCUGUCGAGUGGAGAACAAGGCACCUUGCUGGGCUCGUUCGGACAGAGUGGGAAAGUAAAAAUACAGCUUAAAGACGGCAUUCAGUCUGAUGAGUUGCGUUCACUGCUGGCAGCGACAGGGCGCAAGAAAAGGGCUGCAUCUGGCGACUGCGAAACCGCACACGGCUCGCCAGUCACUGUUACUCUUGCUUUCAAGAGAUAUGUGUAUGACUCUAAGAAAAAAAUUGUACAGACAUGACACAAGCUUUUUGUCUAAAUUAACAUAGACCAAGAAUACCUAUUCUUGUUGCACUAAAUUAAUUUUCAGUGAGCACAUAAUUGCAUGUAUGGAUGCAAAGCACAUUUGUAUUUUCUUAUCUACUGAUGCUCUGUUAGUUUUGUAGUGAUCUCGGUGUGACAUACAGGGAAAUCGCUAAAAAAAAUUUUUUAAACUGCUUUCAGUGCAGUUUCGGCACAGGAAGCAACUCUGCUUCAACUCCCAACAUGUUGCAAUGCCAAAUAUUUUCCGAUCCUGAAUAUCACAGGCUGAAGAAUAAAAGUUUUGGUUCUGUAACAUUUUUAAUAAAAUUAGGCAUGGCAUCAGGAGUUAACUACA